Molecule: messenger RNA, 639 nt
Organism: Trypanosoma conorhini
Lineage: Eukaryota; Euglenozoa; Kinetoplastea; Trypanosomatida; Trypanosomatidae
Product: putative proteasome regulatory non-ATPase subunit 6
Exons: 1
Coding region: 1-639 (212 amino acids)
Biological process (GO): protein deneddylation
Cellular component (GO): COP9 signalosome
Source: RefSeq, a predicted model, not a curated record
AUGGAGUGUGGCGGGAAGAUGUAUAUGCAUCUUCGUGACUGGCCCUCUGCAUUUCGAGCAUUUUCUGAAGCCUUUCUGCACUACAACGAGUUUGGUGACCCUCGCAAAACGGCCUGCCUUAAGUACCUUGUGUUUGCGCGCAUGCUGGGCGGCUCCACCAUCGACCCGUUUGCCAGACGUGAAACAAAGGUGUACGAGGACUUGCCUGAAAUUGUGCCGGUUGCAAUGCUUAUGAGGUCAUUUGCGGCGAAUGACGUUCGCGAGUUUGUCGAAGUUAUGAAGCUUCACCGGGCCUCUUUUGAGGCGGAUGCCGUGCUGAAGACUUGCCUAGACCAGGUGCUAGAGCAGCUCCGCCUGCAGGCCCUUGUCGCGUACGUGGAGCCGUACGAGCGUCUCUACACGCAGCGUCUGAAGGAGGUGUUGCUUGUGGACGCGGACGAGGUCGAGCGGCUCUGCGUCAGGGCGGUGGUGGAGGGUAAAGUGAACGCCGCCCUGGACGAUGCGGAGCACGUCCUUGUCAUGCAACGGGAGCGGCUGACAGAACCGGAGGCGGAGCAGCUUGAGGCGCUGACUCGCUGGUCCACGACGCUGCUUGAACUCAGCAAAGACACACGGCAGAGGCUGGAGCGCAGCAUGUGA